ACAUCGUACAGACAUCUGUCACAGAUCGAACGAAGUUAAGAUUUUACGUAAUCUUCUUAAGAACGGAAUAGAAAUAAAUUCCUUUAUUUAACCAUAUAAUCCCGAAAGUUACAAAAUGCUUGGUAGAUUGGGAAGAAAACAUGCGGAAAUCGCAGCAAGUUACGUGUCCACAGCAGCAGGAUAUGGAGGUGGAGCUUUCCUCGGUUUGCUGUAUUUCACUGAUUGGAAGGUGUUCGUGACUUACAUCCCUUUUUAUAAAGGCAAAUUUGAAGGACUUGAAAAAGAGGAAUAAUGAAAAUGUCUUGAUUAAGCUUUUGUUAAUUUAAAUAGUAAUUAUAAGUUAUAGUUCA
Molecule: messenger RNA, 350 nt
Organism: Vanessa tameamea
Lineage: Eukaryota; Metazoa; Arthropoda; Insecta; Lepidoptera; Nymphalidae
Gene: Uqcr11
Exons: 1
Coding region: 116-292 (58 amino acids)
Biological process (GO): mitochondrial electron transport, ubiquinol to cytochrome c
Cellular component (GO): mitochondrial inner membrane
Source: RefSeq, a predicted model, not a curated record